Sodiomyces alkalinus F11 is the source of this 571-nucleotide messenger RNA. RefSeq lists its product as hypothetical. The transcript has a single exon. Bases 171 to 461 code for a protein of 96 amino acids. Lineage: Eukaryota; Fungi; Ascomycota; Sordariomycetes; Glomerellales; Plectosphaerellaceae. The record is from RefSeq and is a predicted model, not a curated record.
ACAGAGCUGGGGGCGGAUGGGAGAUUGGAGAGAUACGGGUCAUGAUACCACUACGUCCAGCCUAAACGCUGGGUUUUUUUUUUCUCCUUUUCUUCGGGCUAUGGAUAGGGAAGAGAGGGCCUUUGGUGGAAUGAUAAUGAGAAAGGUUGCCGAGGCUUGACGCCGGCGACAUGUUCAUGUUCCAUCUGCAUUGCUUUCUCUCUCGCAUUUUGCAGGCCCUGCUUCCAUCGAGGUGCUUGUGCGACAUAGGCUUGAAGCGGACGAGAUCCAUGAACCUCGUGACGACAGGUGCGAUGUCUCGUGCAGGCUGCGGCGACACGUCGGGGUCAUGCAUUGAUUAUACAUGUCGCUGUGACUACUCUGCUCUACCUAUUAUGUCGGACGCAAAACUGUUCAUGACUUUCUCCACGGUAGGUUGUUUAGUUUUCUUUCUUGCCCUGUUCAUCCUCCGUUGCUGUUGAGUCAUUCCGAAGCCGUCGAAGGUCCCGCGCGUCUUAAACCCAAGCCCCCUUUCGCGAAUGAUAUUGUCUCCGACUUGACAAUGAUAUGUGCCGAGAGGAAAACCACCGGA